Messenger RNA from Penicillium expansum, 615 nucleotides. Its product is annotated as Small GTPase superfamily, ARF/SAR type. Gene Ontology annotation, cellular component: cytoplasm; microtubule cytoskeleton. Bases 1 to 615 code for a protein of 204 amino acids. The record is from RefSeq and is a predicted model, not a curated record. The transcript has 5 exons. Gene Ontology annotation, molecular function: GTP binding; GTPase activity. NCBI's taxonomy places the organism in Eukaryota, Fungi, Ascomycota, Eurotiomycetes, Eurotiales, Aspergillaceae. Gene Ontology annotation, biological process: protein folding.
AUGUUGUCAAUACUUCGAAAAGCUCGUUUAAAGGAUAAAGAAAUGCGUAUAUUGAUGCUGGGUCUUGAUAAUGCCGGCAAGACGACCAUCGUCAAGCGAAUUAUGAAGGAAGAUGUGACGACAGUCAGCCCGACUCUAGGAUUCAUCAUCAAGACGAUUGACUUUAUGGGAUACAAACUCAACAUAUGGGAUGUUGGAGGACAGAAAACACUCCGAUCCUACUGGAAAAAUUAUUUUGAAAAGACCGACACGCUAGUUUGGGUUGUCGAUGCGACAGAUCGACUCCGGGUUGACGAUUGUCGACAGGAGCUCUCGGGUCUGCUUCUUGAAGAGGUACGGAUGACGUCCCCACCCGCAAUCCGCAAAAUCUUGAGAGCGUCAACUGAACCCGUAUUCCACCAGCGCCUUACGGGAGCUAGUCUGCUGGUAUUUUUAAAUAAGACAGACGUGGAACAUUGCAUGAGCGAGCAGGAGGUUCGAGAACGUCUUGACUUGGAUUCAAUCAAAACACACAAGUGGACUAUCUUGCCAUGCAGUGCAAUGACAGGUACGAAUCUGAAUGAAGGUCUAGAAUGGGUGGUACAAGAUGCCAAGGACCGGCUGUUCCUUUACUAG